UGAAGAGCCAUUUCAUAAGUGAAAAUUUAAACUAUAGAUAACCUGAAGAAUUUCCAACUACAAAAAUCCAUAUUCUCAUCUGUCUCUUGAUAGAAAUAUGAAAUAAAAAUAAGAUACUGAAAGUGUCCUUGAGUUUUCUGUUCCCGGCAAACUCGAGUACUUUCACGAUGCCGUCGUUUGCAGGUUUGGACGUUGACGAUGAGGAAAUUAUUCCUGAUAUUCUGGACCAGAAACCCAAAGUUGAAGACCAUCUGGGUUCAACAAUUAUAGUGGAUGGAUGUCCUGUUGUUGGCCCAGCUAAAUUCGAGCUUCUUAAAAAGUUUUUGCUAGAUAAAUUUUCGAAAAUCGGCCCGAUAGUAGAUCAUGAGUUCCCUUUGGAUAAUGAAAAACAAACAAAAGGAUAUAUUUUCAUUACCUACGAGAACGGAAAGGCAGCAUCACAAGCUGUCCGAACCAUGAAUAAUGUUCCUCUGGACAAGAAUCACACUUUCCAGGUUACUCUAUUGUCAGAUUUCGAACGAGUAACAAAUGUUCCGACUGAAUGGGUACCUCCACCCAAACAAGAAUAUAAGGAUUUAGGUAAUUUAAAGAGCUGGUUGUUGAAUGAGUUUUGUCGGGACCAGUUUGCGGUUGUCUACAAUGAUGGUGAAACUGGAUCCGUUUAUUGGCAUACUGCUGUCGAACCAGUUGUGGCUGAAGAACGGGCUCAUUGGACUGAUGGGUGGAUGCGUUGGUCACCCAGAGGGACUUAUUUGGCAACAAUGCAUUCUUUGGGUAUUAUUUUAUGGGGCGGUGAGAAGUUCCAAAGAAUCGGUCGUUUUCCCCAUUCAGGUGUCAAAACAAUAGAAUUUUCACCCAUGGAACAAUUUAUGAUAACUUUGAGUCCAAGUCCCAACUUUCCCACCGAUGAACGUGCAGACGCAAUCGUGUGGGAUGUGAAGCGCUGUGUUAGUCGUCGAGAGUUCUCCGUUCCAAUCGAUUUCCAUCCGGCCUUCAAAUGGUCUCCAAAGGAUGAAUAUUUUGCUUGCUUGCGAGACGGUGUCAUUAGUAUUUACUGUGCUAGCAAUUUUAGACUUUUGGAUAAAAAGAAAAUUGGGGGCAAUAUUCGUGAUUUUUCUUGGUCACCGUCUGAUAAUAUUUUAGCGUACUGGGUACCUGAAUCUGAUAAUACUCCAGCCAGAGUUGUUCUUUUGGAAGUACCAAGUCGUCAGGAACUAUGCACAAAGAAUUUAUUUUCCGUAGCUGAAAUCAGUCUUCUAUGGCAUGAACAAGGUGACUUUUUAGCUGUUCAAGUAUUAAGGUGUGCAAAAAAGAAGUUGGACGGUGAAAAGCAAGUUAAAUAUGUGGGUACCUACACCAAUUUUGAAAUUGUUCGUUUAAGAGAAAAAUUAUAUCCUGUUGAUCAGCUGGAAGUUAAAGGCACUGUAUCGAAUUUUCAAUGGGAACCUUGUGGUACACGUUUCGCUUUCUUACAAUCUGUAACAAGUGGAAAAUUGUCAAUCGCUAUUUAUGAUGUAUCUCGUGGAACUAAUGUUCGCGAAGUUACUGUUCUUGAUCUUGCUUCACCUCGAACCAAUGAUCUUCGUUGGUCAUCUAAGGGUGGGAUUAUUGUAGCAGCAGGUUUAAGAAGUGCUGAUGGUAUACUGGAAUUCAUUUCAGCAAAUGAGGGUCAGAUUUUAGCUAAGGGAGAACAUCCAACUGUUAGUGAUAUACAAUGGGAUCCUACAGGAAGGUAUAUAGCGACAACAGUAAGUAGUUUCUAUCAGAAGAAUGAUAAUGCAAUAUGGUUUUGGAAUUGUGUGGGUCGUUGCUUGUAUAAAAUGAAUUUGCGUGGAAUUCGCACUUUCAUCUGGAGACCACGACCACCUACACUACUCAGCGCUGAACAGCUGCAGGCUAUUAAAAAGAAUAUGGCAAAAUAUAAUUCACAGUUAGCCAACGAAGAUCGUAUGCUUGCUUCAAAGGCUAGCAGAGAAUUGCUUGAGAAACGACAAAAAUUAUUAACUGAAUUCAAUAUUUGGAAAAAUGCUAUCAUUAAAUUAUAUAAUAAAGAUGAAGAGGAACGCUUUAGAUUAAGAGGUAUGUGCGACGGGGUUCAUUCAAAGCAAGCUAUUGUUAUUUUUCUAAGUUUGGAGGAUUACUACUUAGAUGGUAAUGUAAAAUUUUUAAUUUUUAAUGAAGUUAUAAAAAAAAAUACUCAAAAUAGACCAACUUCGAUAGUCUUUCGAAUUUAUAAGCAUGAUUUUCAAUCUCAUUGUCAUCAAUUCAAAAUUACAUACAUAUAGCUUCGAAAUGAACGAGUUCUGGCGCUGAUACAUCAUCUCGUGAACCUCAAACAGAAGAAGAAUUGGAAAUUUUAAUCAGUGCUGUACAUGAAACAAUUCAUAAAAAUACAGACGAAUAAUAAAUGAAUACACUUUGUAACCAUAGUUAUCUAUCUUUUUUUCUUCUCUCUCUUUCUAUCUCCCUUAAACAAACUGUACAAAAUAAAAUCUGAAUUUAAAAAAGAUAUGAAAUUAUUGUUACGAUUUGAUUGUUCAGCAAAAUUCUUGUAAAAAAUAUAGCGAAAUGGAAAUAUGGAAAAAUUAAUUUUAAAUUCUUAUUUGCUAAAAUUGAUUGAUGGUUUGUUUGUGAAGUGUUCAGUUUUGUGUUUCCUUCUCUCUUUUUGUCUUCUGUAAUUGCGUUUCUGGUAUUUUUAUUGAUGAUUGUGUACUGUAUGAAAUUCAAACUAUGGUAACAAUUCGUAACUGUAAACCUUAUUUAUUUCGUGUAUUCACUUAUUUGGUAAAAUAACAUUUAUGAAGUGUUUGUUU
Schistosoma bovis is the source of this 2813-nucleotide messenger RNA. NCBI's taxonomy places the organism in Eukaryota, Metazoa, Platyhelminthes, Trematoda, Strigeidida, Schistosomatidae. The record is from the annotation of a GenBank genome assembly.